Vicia villosa (hairy vetch) is the source of this 2237-nucleotide messenger RNA. RefSeq lists its product as uncharacterized. The record is from RefSeq and is a predicted model, not a curated record. The transcript has 2 exons. NCBI's taxonomy places the organism in Eukaryota, Viridiplantae, Streptophyta, Magnoliopsida, Fabales, Fabaceae. Bases 208 to 1425 code for a protein of 405 amino acids.
UAAAAAAUCCAAAUUAAGAGUGACACAUCCUAAUACUCUUCAAAUAAUUGGAAAGUUAUAAAAUUCCACAACUACAAUUUACAAAACAAAAAAAGACAGCAUGCAUCCUCGUAUUAGAGUGAGAACUAAGAAGAAAAGUGUUUCUUAAAUUCAACAUUCUCAUUCAAGGUGUUUUACCAAUCCUUAAUCCUUCUAAAUUCUUCCACCAUGGAUCCUUGUCCUUUUAUCCUCCUUAUAGUAGAAUCCCUCUCCCUCAAACUCCUUCCCUCUCCAACAAAACCUCCUCCACUUUCCGGCAUCCACCCUUCCACCACUCCCUGCUUCUGCAAAAUCCGCAUCCCAUCUUUCCCCUCACACACCGCCCUCCUUCCACUCUUCUCCACUUCUAAUCCUCCCUCAUCCACCACCUCAGCCCCCGCAUUCCACCUUGACUCCGCCAAACCUCUCACGCUCUCCAUCUCCGUUUACACCGGUCCAAUGAGCCGCAGCUGUGGCAUCCGCAGUGCAAAACUACUCGGCAGUGUCGUCCUCCCCGUCGAAUUACCAGCCGCACUCUCUUCUCCUAACACCUUCUAUAAUGGCUGGCUCAAACUGAACCAUGAAACCAACGAUAAACCGUCGCAUUUGCUUCAUGUUCUGGUCCGGUCUGAACCGGAUCCUCGGUUCGUAUUUCACUUUAGUGGUGAACUGGAGUAUAGUCCUGUUAUUUUCCAGAUUCAGGAGAAUAUUAAACAACCGGUUUUUAGCUGUAAAUUCAGCGCUGAUCGUAAUUAUAAAUCUCAGUCUCUUUCAUCAGAUUUUAAGAACAAUAAUUCAAGUAAUUGGAGAAGAUCAUUGAGAGGUGAUAGAGAACAAAGUGGACAAUUGACUGAGAGGAAGGGUUGGAUGAUAGUAAUUCACAAUCUAUCGUGCUCGCUGGUUGCUGCAGCCUCGAUGAUCACACCGUUUGUUCCAUCCCCCGGCUCAAACGCGGGCGCGUGGGUUAUUCCUCGUCCAAUAGGAGGCUCCACCGUGACAAGCUGUAGCUGGAAACCAUGGGGCCGUCUCGAGGCAUGGCGAGAGAGAGGUUCUAUAGAUGGCUUGGGCUACAAGGUAGAGCUUUUCUCUGAUAAUGGACCUGUUAAUGCAGUUCCAAUUGCUGAAGGCAAAAUGAGUGUGAAAAAAGGUGGUAAAUUCUGCAUUGAUUCGGGGAUAUUAGGAUCGAAGUGGUUACCCGGUGAAGGGUUUGUGAUGGGUUCAACUGUGAGUGGUGAAGGGUUUGUGAUGGGUUCAACUGUGAGUGGUGAAGGGAAAGUGAUUAAACCCGUUGUACAAGUCGGCACGCGGCACGUGACUUGCAUGCCUGAUGCUGCUGUCUUUCUUGCUCUUGCUGCUGCUAUUGAUCUUAGCAUGGAUGCUUGCCAGCUUUUUUCACAUAAACUUUGAAAAGAACUUUGUGCUGAUCAACAAUUUUGUUCUUUUUCUUAGCUUCCAUUGAAUGAAUUUGAUUGAUUUUCAAUUCUUGCAGGCAAUCCAACUCCUGAUUUUGUUCAAGUACAUAUUGUGAACAUUUUUUUUGUUCAGUUUGUGAUUGGAGUGCUAGAAGUUAAAUGGCUUGUUGAAGUUUUUAGUCACCGUUACAAAAACAUUAUAUCAUGAUUGAAUGUAAGUUUGAAUUUUGAAGAUUUCAACUGUACAGAAAGAUUAAAUGUAAAUGUGUGUUUGUUUCUAUAAUCUAUAAAUGUAAUCUUGUUGAUGAUUGAAUUUAUUUUCUUUCUAGUUCAAGAUAAGGACAAUGGCUUUAAUUUUGAAUACUUUUUGAAAUGGAAGGUAUAGUUGGGAAAUUGAAGGAAUAGUUGGCUAGAAGUUAGUUAGAAAUAAACAUGAGUAAUAGCUAAUAAAAGUCAGGGCCGGCCCAAGGGCCAAGCUGCUAAAGCUAGGGUUUUAGGCCUCACAAGUUUGGGCUUAAAAAAGGCCUCAAAUUUUUUAUUUAGAUAUAAUAACAUUUGAAUUACAUAUAUUAUUGUAGUUGAAUUGUUAAUAUAUAGGCCUCUUUUCCUAUUGGUAUUUAGUUCAACUCUUAACAACCACAAAAUUAAUAUUUUGAAAUACAUUUUAAAGACCUCACUUUAAAAUUUGUUUUAGGCCUCUAAACGGGUUGGGCCGCCCCUGAUAAAAGCUAAUGUGUGAAAAUGUUAGUUUGAAAAAGUUCUUUAAAGUUCUAUAUUGCAAUUUUGUGAAAAGAAGAGAGUGCAUCA